GCAGAGUCGGCCGCACAGUCUUCGUACAUCAACAUACUUUCGAUUGUCAAUAUUUCCAUAUAAUUUUAUCCGCCCUUUCAAUCUCUGCGGACAACACAGUUACUAAAUUCUGUAGCCUGGAUCUACCAGAUGAAAGUACUCUAGUGAUCGCCACCAGCAGCGUCAUGUUCGCAGACUAUCAAAACCAGCAGGCAAUAGCUAUCCCACCAAAUUCAACCUACCCCUCAGCGUCAUCGAUUUCCCCUACUGUCCCACCUAGCAACCCCGAUGAUGUUCGGAGGCCAUCAACAUCGGCUCCUACUGCAGUUCCUACUGGACUGAAUGCGCGAUCAUGUGUUACAUGCCGCAGACGAAAGGUUAAAUGCGACAAAAAGGUGCCUUGCUCGAAUUGUACCAAGGCGCAAUCACCAUGCGUAUUUCCAGCACCGGGCAGAGCACCUAGGCGUCCCAGGGCCGGGGGGAAGCCUAUUAGUGAUCGAGAAGCGGAACUUCUAAAAAGACUAAGAAGAUUGGAAGGGGUAGUGGAAGAACUCAGCGGACAAGUGGAGGCGGAAAAUCUGAAGGCUUCCCCAUCAAGCGGUCAUUCCUCCCCGCACAACAAUGUUGAAUCGAGUAGCGAGUCUCCUGGCGGAGUUACGAAAUCUAUAACAAAUGGGAUGAAUGGAAGGGACGAAGAAAAGGGCACAAAAGGACAAACGGCCACGAGAUUUUGCAAAAUGGGACUUGCAGCUUCGAAAUCUGCGUUUACGAUGGAAGAAGGAAUAGGACGCCUGGUAUUGGGUUCCGGAAAGAGUCAAUAUGUAUCAAAUCCGUUCUGGGCAGAAUUGUCGCAAGAGAUAGCAGAGCUUCGGGCCAUGUUCGAUGAGGAUGAAGAGGAUACUGAUGGAGAUUCUCCGAUUCCACCUCCAUCUUCCGCCACUCAACCAGAUCAUCAGGGUUUUGUGAUGGGUUAUAGCUCUGCCGACGUCAAUAUGAAGGCUUUACAUCCUUUACCUUCCCAAAUACCUUUUUAUUGGUCAACAUUUCUGGAGAAUGUGAUGCCACUGGUUAAGCUUCUCCAUGUGCCUACGACAGCGAAGAUUAUCAAAGAGGUUCAACAUAAUCUAGACACUAUAAGCAAGAGCACAGAAGCCUUGAUGUUUUCUAUAUAUUUCGCAACUAUCACUUCUAUGUCAGAUGAAGAGGUUGCUACCAACUUUGGAGUUGAAAAAGAUGCCUUACUAAGAAAGUACCGAUUUGGUACCGAGCAGGCUCUUGCCAGGGCAGGCUUCCUCAACACAAACGAAAUUAUGACUGUUCAAGCAUUCGUCCUGUUCUUGACUUGCGUUCGUAGACAUGACGAUACUCGAUUUGUAUGGUCUCUAACUGGACUUGUUAUGAGAAUUGGCCACUCGCUUGGAUUGCAUCGUGACGGCGAGAAGUUUGGGCUAUCCCCCUACAAUACGGAAAUGAGGAGACGGCUUUGGUGGCAAAUCUGUGUUCUGGACGUGAGGGCGUCUGAGGACCAUGGAUCUGACCCUUCCAUAUUUGAUCAUACAUUUGAUACCAAAUUCCCACUUUCGAUAAACGAUGAAGAUCUAGAUCCAGACGCAAAGGAACCACCACAACCCCGAGAAGGAGUUUCAGAUAUGACAUUUGUUCUUGUAAGGUUCGAGAUAUGUGCUCUAUCAAAGCGCCUCCAAUACAAUGCACCAGGUCGUGGUCCUUUUUCCUCGGGGAAUCCAACAAAACUUACGCUUGAAGAGAAGGAAGAAUUGAUCAAAGAGACUGAGAGUCGACUGGAAGAAAAUUAUCUCAAAUACUGUGAGAAUGCAGGCCCUCUCUGUUGGGUAGCGGGGACAGUGGCACGUCUCAUAUUCGCAAAGAUGUCGUUGAUAAUUUACCACCCAUUAAUCCAACCGGGUAGGCCUCAAUGUUUAUCUCCACAUACCAAGAACCGUCUUCUCAAGUCAUCUAUCGAAAUCAUCGAGUAUUCAAGAAUGUUGGAGACGGAGGCAUCCACAAAAAAAUGGGGCUGGCUAUUUCGCACUUAUGUGCAAUGGCACGCCAUUGCUUUUAUUCUUGGCGAACUCUCUGUCCGCAAGAAUUCUCCACUCGUGGAGCGAGCUUGGCUAGCUAUUGACACCGCAUUUGAUGAUUGGAGUGAUGCCGUGGGCAGCAGCAAACGCGGUAUGUUUUGGCAACCCAUGCGAAAACUCAUGGCAAGAGCUCGGAGAAAGAGAGAAGAAAAUAUGCACUCGAUGGAAGAAGAAGGAGACGAGGAAGAACAUUGGGAAGGAGCCCCUCCCGAUUGUCCUACCGCCAUACGCAGAGCUCAAAGGUUAAUGGACGAUGCUACCAAUCCAUCGACAUUGGAAGCAGAACAAACCUCAAUCUACAGGGAGCAGCAACAGAACCUCAAUAAUGAUUUUGGCAUGGAAGUCCCUUCGCAGGUAGUGGGGAUGGGUAUGCUAGCGCCCGAGCAGAUACAACAUCAACUCCAAAUGCAGCAACAACAACAACAAUUACAAGGUCAGAAUCAAAUACCUUGGUUGAUGGAUGACAAUGCCUUAUUAGAUCUUGAUAUGAAUGCCCUCGAUGGUGAUCCUGGUUGGGCUGGCUGGGAUGAUUUGGCUAGGGAUUUCCAAAAUCAAACAGGCCAACAAGGACCGGAUGCAAAUACCUUGGGGGGCGUUGGGAAUUGGUGGUAACCCCUUUUUGCUUGCAUUGUUCGUCACAGGUUAUGAUUUUCUGGUUGAGUUUUGAAUAAUGAAUGGUUACAUGAGAGCGAUGAUUUACAUGUAGUUUGGGCUCAGAGGCAAUGGCGUUUUGUGCAUCUGCAUGCAUUGGGUAAUCGAUUCAUAUUCACAUAUAUAUAGGACUGGAUCGAUUGGGUAACAUAGGUUUUGGAUAUACGGUACUGAUGGGGAGUCAUUUCAUGGUCUUUGAAGAAGUUAAAUUUCAAACUCAUAAGUAUGGGCAAUCUACCAAAAUUCGUCUUCAUGUAAUCUUACAUCCACAUAUCAGGAUGAUAUCUUUAGAUAACUAUUUUUAGAGGAUCGAUUUUUUGUGAUAUAGGUUGGAGACGAGGGAAUAGUAUUUACUGCAUUGGAUAAAUCUCCUCUCCAUGAGAAUAGUUUUCAGUGAAUUUGAAUCAAAAUCAUGAAAACUCAGUCUUGCUUCUAAAUGUUUAUAAUAGAUGAAUCUUGGUCAAUAUCUCCUCGUAGGUA
Molecule: messenger RNA, 3209 nt
Organism: Botrytis cinerea B05.10
Lineage: Eukaryota; Fungi; Ascomycota; Leotiomycetes; Helotiales; Sclerotiniaceae
Exons: 5
Coding region: 165-2690 (841 amino acids)
Biological process (GO): DNA-templated transcription; regulation of DNA-templated transcription
Molecular function (GO): DNA-binding transcription factor activity, RNA polymerase II-specific; zinc ion binding; DNA binding
Source: RefSeq, a predicted model, not a curated record